AAGCCCCUUUCGCCACCUUCAAAACAAGAUAGUAUGCUAAAGUUGGUGCUCUGAAGUUACCAUUUUAAAAGUUAGUGCGCGCUUUAUCUGCCGCAGACUUUCUAACCUAACUUUGUGUUUUCCAAAUAAACGUCGAUUUGUGGACAUUACGCGCUACAACUACAAGAAAAACGAUGGCAACAAUAGAAAAAUUGAUGCUCAACGGACUUCGAAGCUUUGGUCCUGCAGAGGAGGACACCCAAAAAAUAAAAUUUUCAUCCCCUUUGACACUCUUUCUUGGUGAAAAUGGGUGUGGGAAAACCACCAUCAUUGAAGCGCUAAAAUUUGCAUGCUCAGGUGACAUACCUGGUGGGAGUAAAUCUGGACAGGGAUUUGUUAACGAUCCAAAGCUCUCCAAUCGAAUGUGUACAAAAGGCCAAGUCCGUCUUUCACUUAAAGAUCCAAAAGGCAACAAGUAUCUUGUCAUUAAAUCGGUUCAAGUGCAAAAUAAAGGGGUAACAUCCAGUUUCAAAAGGCUCGACAGUACGCUGAAGAAAAUGCUCCCAGAUGGAACACCCCAACUGAUCUCGUCCCGUUGUGUCGAAAUUGACAAUGAAAUUUGUGAUAUCUUAGGAGUGUCUAAGGCGAUUUUGAAUAAUGUCGUCUUCUGUCACCAAGAGGACGCGUACUGGCCUUUAGAAGAACCAAAGAAGCUGAAAGAAAAAUUCGACGAGAUUUUUGGCUCGACAGAGUACAACAGGUGCGCCGAAAGCAUACGAAAGAUGAUUAAAGAGAAAGAAACCGAAAUAAAAAUACAAGAAUCGAAGGUGGGCAUGUUGAAGCAGGUAAAGGAGAUUGUCGACAGGAAAAACUCAGACUUGAAUGAGAAGAAAGAGAAGAACGGCCGAUUAGAGGAAGUCAUUAAAGAAAAAAAAGAGCGUAUUACUCCUCUGGAUAGUCGUCUACGUGAGAUAGCAGAUUUGGAAACGAAUUUAGCCAAGUUACAAGCGGAUUAUACGAGAAUGGAAGCGACCAAGAAUGCUUUGGUUGAACAACAAAAAACUAUUCGUAGCAGCAUUAAUUCGCUAUUUUCGGGUGACGAUGAGGAAUUACGGGCGAAAAUUGAUUCAUUCGAGGCGCAAUUUGCAAAAAUCAGAGAAAAACUUGCGCAUUGUCAACAUGAGAAGGUGAAAAUUGAAAGGGAACAAGCUCAGCUGUCUCAAACAAUCGAUCGCUCGCAAAUUAAGUUGGGCAAAUUACAAGCGGCUAAGAAACAACAUGAACUUACACUCGCACAGCGGAACAAUAACAUCUCUAACGCUGGUGAAAAACUGAAUCUGUCCGUUGAUACUGAAGAUUCCAAAGGCGCAAUUGCUGCCAUACAGACUCAUAUCAACUCUGCCGAGGAGGACUAUGAGGCGCUUACAAUUCAGUAUGACAUCGAUGAGUCUCAGUUGCAAGAGAAAAUUGACGAAUGUCGCGAAAAACUGGCAAAGGCGAAGCACGACAUCGAGUCGAAAGGGCAACUUAUUAAGGAUAUGAAGAAUAAAUCGCGCGAAAUCGACAGUCAACUGCGCGAACUCGACUAUUCCGACGAGCAGCUGAAAUCUCUCGAAUCAAAAAUUGCGCGUGUCGACAACGAUUUAAAAACCGCAAAGGAAAGCUUCAAUCCAAACGAGGUCACUCAGAGUAUCGAAAGAGGCAAGCAGCGCAUUCGCGAGUUGGAAGAGUCGAACGAAACCUUGGAACGCGAACAUAAGAUUCUUCUGCAGAACAAUGUGACCGAGGCGGAGUUGGAAACUCAGCGGCACGAAAUCGUCAAACGCGAAGCCGAAAUCCACAAACUAAAGAAUAAGCACUUCGACAUCUUAAAUUCGAUCUUUGGCGAAGAAACCCCCAACGCCGGUUUCAUCAAGAAAGCGGUUGACAAUGUCAAGCAGUUCAAGACUGGGAACGUUAACGAGCUCAAUAAGAAAAUAACCAACAAGCAAAAGGAAUCGACUACCCUAGAGUCUAAGUGCCGCUUUCAAAAGGACAAGCUGCAGUCUUUGGAAAAGGAGUUGGAGCAAAAUGAGACAAAAUUCAUCAAAGUUACACAGGGGAAGCCGUUUGAUUUGGCGCUCACCGAAUUGCAACAGGAGCUCGAAAUUUUGCAAAAGAACAAAGGGCAGCUAAGUUCCGCGAAGAUUAUGUACGAGAAAUUCGUUUCCGACUUCCAGAAGGAAAAACCCUGUUGUCCGCUGUGCAAAACCGACUUUAACGGCCAGCUAUCGGCGACCAAUGAGAUUAUACGCAACAUCAAGAAUAAGAUCGCAGGUAUACCCAAGCAGCUGCAAGAUACUGCCGAGAGACUGAAGGUGAAACAGGACGAGCACGACAAGCUGUUACAAAUGAAGCCUGUUCACGAAAAAAUCGCCGAACUAAAAGAGAAGCUCAUACCGAUAACGACCUCGGAGAAACAAAACUUUGAAAGCUUCUACGCGAGGGUCGAUAAGGAAUUGAACGAGCUAAAAGAGCAGAUAAAGGAGCCGCAGGUUGUUAUCGAUAACUGUAAUAAGGUUAUAGGCGAUGUCGCGCUGAUCGACCAACACCAGAUUGAAAUAAAUAAUUCGAAGCGAAAAGUUCAGAUGUUGGAAGCACAAAUAGUGCAGGUGUCAUCUAAUCGUUCACGGCAACAAACCGAAGCAGAAUUGGAAAAAAACAAGCUAGAGUUAUCGACUGUCCGUAGAGAUUCUGAAACGGCAAAUACACGAUUAAGACAACAUAGCGAAUCGUGUCAGCAAUUGCGCGAGCAAAGGAGUAGACACGUCGAACAGCAAUUGCAAAUACAAAAAGCAAUGCAAGGAAAACCUCAAUUACAAGAGCAGCUGGCCGAGUUAUCUGAUAAAGAACUUGUACUGAAGCAAGAAAUAGAGGAGUUGGGUUUGUUGUUGAUUCCUCUUCGAAGUGAACUUAAAGAAGCCGAAACAACACGAGACACAACAAAAAAUGAUAACCGAGAAAAAUUGAAACAAAUGCAACAACAGCUAAGCUCCAAUAAGAAAUUGUUAGAUGACAUUAAGAAACUACAAAAGGAUAUCGAUUCUUAUGUUGCGACAGGCGUCGAUGCAUCUUUCCUAGCGACCGUAGAAGAACUUGCUGAUAUUAAAAAACAAAAUAUGGCAUUAGAAACAAACAAAACAAACACAUUAGAAAAGAUCAACGAAAUUAAUAAACAAAUAGCGAGCCAAGAUGGCGGACUAAGAGAUUUGAAUGACAAUCUUCUACUUCGUCAAAAAAAGAAAGAAGAGGAAAAGUUACAGGGCGAUAUAAAAAAUUUAAAGCGUCAGAUCGGCGAUCACAAUUAUCGUACGAUUCUGGAGGAAAAGAGAAGACUACAAGAGGAAAAGGAAGAGUACAGCAGACAAAUAAGUCAGUGCGUUGGGCAAACAGAUAUCCUAAAACAAGAAAUUGUCAAAAUCGGCGUCGAGCUGAAUACGUCUGAAUAUAAAAACGCUUACGCCAACUAUAAAAAAGCUCUAAUCACUCACGUGGUUAUAAAAGACGGCGCGAAAAAUCUACAUCUAUUCUUAAGAGCCCUCGAGUACGGCAUACUCAAAUUUCACCAAGAGCGCAUGGAUCAAAUUAACAAAAUCAUUCGAAAGCUAUGGCGCUCCAUUUAUCGAGGCAACGACUGCGACUACAUCGAAAUAAAGACAGACGAAACUAAAGCGACCGGUCUACGGCGCAGUUACAACUACAAGGUGGUGCAGAUUAAAUCGGACGUCGAAAUUGAAAUGCGAGGUCGGUGUAGCGCCGGUCAAAAAGUCCUCGCAUGCUUGAUUAUUCGAAUGGCGCUCGCCGAGACGUUCAGCAAGAAUUGCGGUAUUCUCGCGUUGGACGAGCCGACGACGAAUUUGGACCGGUCGAAUAUUCAAAGUUUGAGUACGGCGCUCGCGAAGAUUGUGAACGCGAGGCAGGAGGAGAAGAACUUUCAGCUGUUGAUUAUUACGCACGACGAAGAGUUUAUUCAUGCCCUAUCUCGUGUAGACAAGGUGGAUUAUUUUUGGAAGGUAAGUCGUAACGAAAGAGGCAAUUCCGUUGUUACAAAAACAUAUGAUCUGUAAAUUAUGUGGAGAUCUAGAAGAAGCCGCUAUAGAGCUUGUUUUACGCUGCCUGUUUUAUUAGUUAUGUUUUAGUGAACUACAGUAUUCCUAUUGUUUGUUUAUGUCUAACAAUAAUAAAGUUUGUAUUUUAUCAGGA
Molecule: messenger RNA, 4221 nt
Organism: Photinus pyralis (common eastern firefly)
Lineage: Eukaryota; Metazoa; Arthropoda; Insecta; Coleoptera; Lampyridae
Gene: rad50
Product: DNA repair protein RAD50
Exons: 3
Coding region: 174-4085 (1303 amino acids)
Biological process (GO): double-strand break repair; telomere maintenance via telomerase; telomere maintenance via recombination
Cellular component (GO): condensed nuclear chromosome; Mre11 complex; nucleus
Molecular function (GO): G-quadruplex DNA binding; single-stranded telomeric DNA binding; ATP hydrolysis activity
Source: RefSeq, a predicted model, not a curated record